Molecule: messenger RNA, 2103 nt
Organism: Fusarium coffeatum
Lineage: Eukaryota; Fungi; Ascomycota; Sordariomycetes; Hypocreales; Nectriaceae
Exons: 4
Coding region: 1-2103 (700 amino acids)
Biological process (GO): proteasome-mediated ubiquitin-dependent protein catabolic process
Cellular component (GO): GID complex
Molecular function (GO): protein binding
Source: RefSeq, a predicted model, not a curated record
AUGCCACAUCCUCCUCAUUCUCCUACUCCUACUCCGACUUCUAACCUUAGCACAACCAACAUCAAUCAUUCCUCCGCCGCCCGCUCGACUCAAAGCUCCAACCCUCGCUCAAACCAUCAACAGAACCGGAAUCAAGCUUGGACUGGCACCGCGAAUAUAGAUAAUUCGGCUGCCUACCUUGCACGACUUCCGGGUCAGAGUCAGACACUCGGACGACGUCAACGCUCCCCAGCUUCUGACGGCCCCCUCGACCCCCAGACCGAUAGUUCUCAAGCGCCAGGCGACGACCUUGGCGAGCCGCCCACCAAACGACGGAGAGCGAACGACACGAUGGGCGGGAGCGACAUCCCCGAUCCCCAUAAUGGGGCUCCUCUGGGCGUCUCUAAUGGCUCGACUGGACCAUCAUCUAUGGGGGUCACCAAUGGUCACAAAACUGCCGUAAAUGGUUCAGCGACUCGCGACAAUAACAGCACAACCACGAAAGAUAAUGGCAUGCCUUCCAAAUACUUCGGUCACAACCGCGAGGAGGUCACUCGGCUGUUGAUACAAGCACUGUCAGAUAUGGGUUAUCAAACAGCAGCGGACAACGUAAGCCACGAGAGCGGCUGCGAAUUAGAAAGUCCUACUGUAGCUGGCUUCAGAUCGGCCGUGCUUAACGGUUUAUGGUCCAAGGCCGAAGAGUUGCUUGCUGGGGCGUCGUUCGAGGCCGAAAGCCAAGGGAACGGGCUUGUUCUGGCGCCAAGUGCAGACCGUAAUGCCAUCAGAUUCUGGCUAAGACAACAAAAGUUUCUGGAGCUUCUAGAGCAGAAGGACACCAGCAGGGCUCUAGUCGUUCUCCGAAGUGAGCUGACACCCGUUUCUCACGACAUAGCGAAACUGCAUUUCUUAUCAAGUCUCUUAAUGUGUCGUUCUGUUGACGACCUCAUGGCAAAGGCGGAUUGGGAUGGCGCAAACGGCCAGUCUCGAAAGCUGUUGCUCUCCGAGUUAUCGAAAUGCAUAUCGCCUUCGGUAAUGCUCCCCGAGAAUCGCCUUGCAGUUCUUCUUGAGCAAGUUAAGCAGAGUCAGAUAGACCAUUGUUUAUACCACACUCAAGCACUAUCGCCGUCGCUUUAUUCAGACCACUCUUGCGACAGGAGAUGGUUCCCAACGGAGGUGGCACUGGAGCUUCGCGACACGAUUGGCGAGAUUUGGCAGGUAAAGUUCUCCAAUGAUGGCUCGAAGCUAGCUGCUUGUGGCAGCGGUAGGCAAGUUGUGAUAUGGGAAACACGCACAUUCUCCGUGGCGGAGAUUCUUGAUGAUCACGAAGACGGCGUCGGUAACAUCUCGUUCAGCCCUGAUGAUUCCAUGAUCUUAUGCUGCGCCAGAGACGGUUAUGCAAGGCUAUGGUCCACCAAUGACGGGCAUUUGAUCAGACAGUUCAACAGGUUCACAGAGCCUGUCAGCGGUGCUGUCUGGGCUCACGAUAAUCGCUCAUUGAUUCUCGGUACAUUGGAUCCUACUUACAGCUUGCGCACCAUAAACCUACAUACUAAUGAGGAACACGACUGGGGCAAGAAGCACCGUGUUGAAGACCUGUGCGGGUCGCCUGAUGGCCGAUGGCUCGUGGCUCUUGACAACGAAAGAAAGAUUCAUGUUUACAACGCCGCUACACGGGAGUUGGAGUUUGAUAUGGAGCUGAAUGAGCGGCCAACGUCUGUCAGCAUCAGCCAAGACUCGCGACAUCUGCUCAUUAACAAAUCUGACGAUGAGGCUCAACUCAUCGAUCUAAUGACACGUAAUUCUGUGCAGAAAUUCUUUGGGCACACAGGUGGCGCUUACAUGAUACGAAGCUCCUUUGGCGGUGCUAACGAAAGUUUCGUUUUGAGUGGCAGCGAGGAUGGGAAUAUCUUGAUAUGGCACAAAAAUACUGGUGCAGCGGUAGAACGACUGCAUGGGCACCUUGAUCGUUGUAAUUCUGUUGCCUGGAAUCCUGUCGAUCCGUAUGUCAUAGCCUCUUGCGGAGACGACGGAUGGACCAACAAAACCCAUAGCGGCGAAAUCCGAACUCGACAUUUUCAAAGCCGUGCUAGCAAUACGCACACAUGGGACCGAGACGAGAGAUAG